ACACUUUUGACUCUUGCUAUUUGCCCACCUUAACGUAAUGUCCUCAUUUUCUCUUUUCCUUGUCUUGUAUUACCCUUCACACUUUACCUUUGUGCUCACCCCAGAUUCCAAUUUCCCUUAGCACCUCCAAUUUGUCAUCUUUUCAAUACUGUGUCUUCAUCUAUUGACCUUGUUUCCCUGUUUCUGUGGUGCCAAUUGGAUGUUAAAGUUAAAGGCCUUGCCUUUUGGUUCUUUGGUGAUUCUUUUCUACUUCUUCGGGUCAAAUCUGAAGAUGGGUGUUCUUCUUUAGCCAUCACGAAUCUAAGCAUUUCCUUGAUUUGGAGAGUAAGAUGAAGGAUUUCCCCGGGACACCUGGUACUGUCCUUGGUUUGGCUCUUAGGAUGUCACAGUUCAUUUUUGCUGCUGGAUCAAUUGCUUCCAUGGCUACCACUCCUAGUUUCUUUAAUUUUACGGCUUUUUGUUACUUGAUAGCUUCAAUGGGUUUACAAGUCAUUUGGAGUUUUGUACUUGCUUUAUUGGAUGCAUAUGCCUUGGCGAGAAAGAAGGUCCUCCACAAUGCUGUACUAGUUAGCCUCUUUGUAGUUGGAGAUUGGGUAACAGCAACACUAUCUCUAGCUGCAGCAUCUUCCUCAGCAGGCAUCACGGUUUUGUACUUUAAUGAUUUGGGACACUGCCAUUUUGGAGAUGAAUGCCAAAAGUACCAGAUUUCGGUUGCACUAGCCUUCUUGAGCUGGUUACCAAUUUCAAUCUCAUCCCUAAUUAUGCUCUGGCUAUUAGCUGCAGGGUAGCGAACUCUAUAUUAUGCCAGCAUUGUCUCAUCCAACAGAUGUUCAUCUCACUGAAAAAUUUAUUUGAAAGUGUCAAUAGGAAAGGAAAUAGAGUAGAGGUUUACACUCGUUUAGAUUGAUUCCUUCAGUUCAAUCAGAAAUGGGAUAGCACCAGUUUGUAAAGAGAGAGAAAAAUUGUAUAUGUGAUUUUGCCUUGCAAAGAAAUUAGGCUUCCAAUAUUGUUAUGCUGAGUUCCUGAUACUGUGACUGGAAGGUCAAUACUAUUAUGUUUACAGGAAAUUGGGGUGU
Abrus precatorius (Indian licorice) is the source of this 1076-nucleotide messenger RNA. Its product is annotated as CASP-like protein 5B3. The transcript has 3 exons. Bases 330 to 788 code for a protein of 152 amino acids. Gene Ontology annotation, cellular component: plasma membrane. The record is from RefSeq and is a predicted model, not a curated record. NCBI's taxonomy places the organism in Eukaryota, Viridiplantae, Streptophyta, Magnoliopsida, Fabales, Fabaceae.